This is a messenger RNA of Emys orbicularis (European pond turtle), 4071 nucleotides long. It is a transcript of the gene TNR, whose product is annotated as tenascin R. Gene Ontology annotation, molecular function: protein binding. The record is from RefSeq and is a predicted model, not a curated record. NCBI's taxonomy places the organism in Eukaryota, Metazoa, Chordata, Testudines, Emydidae. The transcript is spliced from 21 exons. Bases 1 to 4071 code for a protein of 1356 amino acids.
AUGGGGGCUGACAGUGCAAACUUAGUCCUGAGGAACAUGCUUAUCGGUCUCAACUUGCUCCUGCUGGGAUCAGUCCUCAAGCCCUUUGAGUGCCGGCUAGAGGUGACAACAGAGCGGAUGAGGAGGCAGGUAGUGGACGAGGAAGGCAACUUUGCCAACUACAGCCCACCUAUCAAGGAGCAAUCCAUGGUCUUCAACCAUGUAUACAACAUUAACAUCCCCCUGGACAGCUUCUGCUCAUCAGCACUCGAGGCGUCAUCUGACCAGGAGGUGAGUUCAGAAGACGACAGGAUGACGGAAUAUACGGAGCAGACCUCAGACAGCGAGAGCCAGGUCACCUUCACCCACAGGAUAAACCUCCCCAAGCAGGCUUGCAAGUGCUUCACCUCUGCCCAGGUCAUGCAGGAGCUUCAGAGCAGAAUUGAGAUGCUGGAGAGGGAGGUGUCCAUGCUACGGGACCAAUGCAACUCCAAUUGCUGCCAAGAAAAUGCAGCUACAGGGCAGCUAGAUUACAUCCCCCACUGCAGCGGACACGGUAACUUUAGCCUGGAGGCCUGUGGCUGCAUCUGCAAUGAAGGGUGGGCUGGAAAAAACUGCUCAGAGCCCCACUGCCCCAUGGGCUGUUCCAGCCGGGGCAUCUGCGUAGAAGGCCAGUGCAUCUGUGACAACGACUACAGUGGGGACGAUUGCUCAGAGCUCCGCUGCCCAACAGACUGUAGCUCCCGAGGCCUCUGCGUGGAUGGGGAGUGCGUCUGCGAAGAAGGUUACGCAGGGGAAGACUGCAGCGAGCUGAGGUGCCCCGAUGACUGCUCGGGAAAGGGGAGAUGCGCCAAUGGCACCUGCAUCUGUCAGGAGGGCUACGUGGGGGAAGACUGCAGUCAGCUGAGGUGCCUGAAUGCCUGCAGUGGACGUGGGUUCUGCCAGGAGGGGAUGUGCGCUUGUGAGGAAGGUUACAAGGGACAGGACUGCUCAGCAGUUGCCCCACCCGAGGAUCUGCGAGUGGCUGGGAUCAGCGACAGGUCCAUUGACCUGGAAUGGGAUGGGCCGAUGGCAGUGACAGAAUAUGUGAUCUCCUACCAGCCAGUGGUGCCGGGGAGCCUUCAGCUCCAGCAACGGGUGCCUGGGGACUGGAGCGCUGUCACCAUUAAGGAGCUGGAGCCGAGCCAAACAUAUAACAUCAGCAUCUACGCUGUCAUCAGCGACAUCCUUAGCGUCCCCAUUACUACCAAGGUGACUACCCAUCUCUCCACUCCACAAGGGCUGCAGUUCAAGACGAUCACAGAGACCACCGUGGAGGUGCAGUGGGAGCCCUUCGCUUUCUCUUUUGACGGCUGGGAGAUCAGCUUCAUCCCCAAGAACAACGAAGGUGGCGUCAUCGCACAGCUUCCUAGCAGUGUCACCACUUUCAACCAGACUGGACUGAAGCCUGGGGAAGAAUACAUCGUCAAUGUGGUAGCCCUCAAGGAGCAAGCCAGGAGCCCCCCAACCUCCGACAGCAUCUCCACCUUAAUUGAUGGGCCAACCCAAAUCCUGGUGCGAGAUGUCUCAGACACGGUGGCCUUCGUGGAGUGGACCCCGCCCCGAGCUAAAGUAGACUACAUCCUGCUGAAGUAUGGCCUGGUGAAUGGGGAAGGGGGGAAGACCACGUUCCGACUGCAGCCUCCCCUGAGCCAGUACUCGAUGCAGGCCCUGAGGCCCGGCUCGCAGUACGAAGUCUCUAUCUCUGGGGUCCGAGGGACCAACGAGAGUGACCCUGCUGUCACCACCUUCACAACAGAGAUCGAUGCACCCAAGAACCUCCGGGUGGGCUUGCGAACAUUGGCCAGCUUGGAACUGGAGUGGGACAACAGUGAGGCGGAGGUGCAGAACUACAAGGUGGUGUAUAGCACGCUAGCAGGCGAGCAGUACCACGAGGUGCUGGUGCCGCGGAACGCUGGCCUGACAACCCGGGCCACCCUCACAGAUCUGGUGCCAGGAACCGAAUAUGGAAUUGGGAUAUCAGCCAUCAUGGAUAGCAAGCAGAGCGUCCCAGCCACCAUGAACGCAAGGACCGAGCUUGACAGCCCUCGGAACCUCGUGGUGACAGCCUCCACGGACACGUCUAUCUCCCUGGCCUGGACCCAGGCCAAGGGCCCCAUAGACCAUUACCGCAUCACCUUCACUCCAGCCUCUGGAAUGGCCUCCGAGGUGACAGCACCCAAGGAUAAGUCUGAGCUGACACUCUCAGACCUGGAUCCCGGUACAGAAUAUACCAUCUCAGUCAUUGCCGAGAGAGGCCGUCAGCAGAGUUUGGAGUCCACAGUGGAUGCAUUCACAGGGUUCCGACCAAUCACACAGCUGCACUUUUCUCAUGUGACUUCCUCCAGCCUGAACAUCACCUGGAGUGACCCCUCCCCUCCGGCAGACAGGUUUAUCUUGAACUACAAUCCCAGAGAUAAGGAGGAGACCAAGCAGGUCACACUAGAUGCCACCAAGAGACACGCCACCCUGUCUGGCUUGCAGCCAUCUACGGAGUAUAUCGUGUCACUGGUGGCUGUGCAUGGUUUGGUCAGCUCUGAGCCCAUAGUGGGCUCCAUCACAACAGGGAUCGACCCCCCGAAGAACCUCACCGUGGGCAACGUAACCAAGGACUCAGUGAUGAUCUUCUGGGCCCCUCCUAUCACAGCUUUUGACCACUACAGAGUGUCCUACCGAUCUGCACAAGGAAGAGCGGACAGCACGGCAGUCGCCAACGACGUCGCUGAAUACAGCCUCAGCCGCCUGCAGCCAGCGACCAAGUACGAGAUCAGCCUGAGCAGCGUGCGGGGCCGGGAGGAGAGCGAGCGGGUCUCCAGCAUCGUGUAUACAGCCAUGGACCACCCUCUGGGUCUGACUGCCACCAAUGUCACCCCAACAGAAGCCCUGCUGCAGUGGAACCCACCUCUUUCCGAAGUCGAGAACUACGUCAUUGUGCUAACGCACUACACGGUUGCAGGGGAGACCAUUCUAGUGGACGGGGCCAACCAAGAAUACCAGCUGAUCAACCUGAUGCCCAGUACCAGCUACAUGGUCACCAUGUAUGCCACCAAUGGGCCUCUCACUAGCAGCACCAUCAGCACCAACUUUACGACUCUUCUGGAUCCCCCGACUAACUUGACUGCCACUGAAGUCACCCGCCGGAGCGCCCUCCUUUCAUGGCAACCUCCAAUGGCAGAGAUCGAGAACUACAUCAUGACCUAUAGAUCGACUGAUGGAAGCCGAAAGGAGCUGAUAGUCGAUGCUGAGGACACCUGGAUCCGCCUAGAGGGGCUUUCGGAGACCACGGAAUACACCGUACGCUUGCAGGCAGCCCAGGAUGCGAUGAGGAGUGGAUUCACCUCCACCAGCUUCAUCACAGGAGGCCGCGUGUUCGCUAAUCCUCAGGACUGUGCCCAGCAUUUGAUGAAUGGCGACACCAUGAGUGGAAUCUACACCAUCUCCAUCAAUGGGGACCUCAGCCAGCGAGUGCAGGUGUACUGCGACAUGACCACGGAUGGGGGAGGAUGGAUUGUGUUCCAGAGACGGCAGAAUGGGCUGACGGAUUUCUUUCGAAAGUGGAUGGAUUACCGGGUUGGCUUUGGAAACCUAGAGGAUGAGUUUUGGCUGGGGCUGGAUAACAUUCAGAAGAUCACAUCGCAGGGACGCUACGAGCUACGAAUAGACAUGCGAGAUGGCCAAGAGGCAACUUACGCCUAUUACGACAAGUUCUCCCUUGGUGACGCCAGGAGUCUGUACAAGCUCCGGAUAGGAGACUACAAUGGCACUUCCGGAGAUUCACUCACCUAUCACCAGGGACGUCCGUUCUCCACCAAGGACAGAGAUAACGACGUUGCUGUUACAAACUGCGCCAUGUCAUACAAAGGGGCCUGGUGGUAUAAGAACUGCCACCGGACCAACCUCAACGGCAAGUACGGCGAGUCCCGGCACAGUCAGGGGAUUAACUGGUUCCACUGGAAAGGCCACGAGUUCUCCAUACCCUUUGUGGAAAUGAAGAUGCGACCCUACAACCACCGUAACGUCUCGGGAAGAAAACGACGGUCCCUACAGCUGUGA